Dendronephthya gigantea is the source of this 2190-nucleotide messenger RNA. RefSeq lists its product as uncharacterized. Bases 238 to 2190 code for a protein of 650 amino acids. The record is from RefSeq and is a predicted model, not a curated record. Lineage: Eukaryota; Metazoa; Cnidaria; Anthozoa; Malacalcyonacea; Nephtheidae. The transcript is spliced from 4 exons.
GACAAAGAAAGGAUGGUGCAGCUAUUCAAGAUGCAGUGAAUGAGGUUGACCCUUUAGACUGGCCCUCAACUGAAGGUAAUGCUGUUAAUGAGUUUAAAACAGAUGGUUUGGCAAGCAUGGCAUUUCCAACACUAUUUCCCCAUGGGAAAGGUGACCCAACAAACAGAGUCAGGCAGCAUGAGGAAAGUUUGGCAGAGGCAUUCAAACACCUGAUGAAGUUUGCAGAGAGGCUGCCAAAUGUGGCCAGACUUGCAAAGACUAUUGCAAAGUAACGAGGGGGCAUCAAGAACAGAAAGAGCACAAGCAGUGAUAGACAAUCCACACCUGACAGAUUGGUUUUUCAUGCAAAGGCUACAGAAGUUCAUCAAACAUUGGCUUGAAGGUGUCUUGGAUGCUGAAUGGUUUUGGUAUAGGUUUGAAUACCAGGCCAGAGGAAGUAUACAUGCUCAUGGAUGUGCUAAAUUAAAGAAUGAUCCAGAUAUUCGAUUAUUACGUAAACGUGCAUGCCAAGCAGUGCUUGAGAAAGAGAAAGAAAAUGAAAUGUCCCCUGACGAUUUUGAAUUCUCUUGCCAGGAAAUUGUCAGAGAGGGUGAAGAUGCGGAGAGAAAGCUAAUUAGUUACGUUGACUGGCUUGUGACCACAGUUAAUGAUGAUCUGCCUGAUGAGAACUGGACACUACCAGAUCCACACCCUUCUGCUGUGAAAGCAACAUCAGUUGAUAAUCAUGAUGUUGAUUAUCACAGGUUAGUAAAUUCAGUAGAGAGGCACACCAGAUGCAGUCCAGCGUAUUGCCUGAAAAAGAAGAGGGUUGACCUGCCUGCAGAGUGCAGAUUUGGGUUCCCAAAACCAUUACAAGAGGAGACUGCACUGAUUUAUGAGGUUCGAGGUAAGAAAAAUAAAUCUGUACACUCAGAGUUGCAAACCAAGAGAAAUGAUGAGAGGCUGAAUUCACACAACAGGGUCAUGCUUGAGAAUUGGCGGGCCAAUGUGGAUUUGCAGGUAAUUGUAGAUGAAAAGGCAUGUGCAAGAUACAUGGCCAAGUAUGCAGCGAAAGGGGAACCACGAUCAAAAUCUGCUUCUGACAUACUGAAGUUGUCUGUAUCUUCAUUACAGAAUGAUGACCAAGUGUCUUCUGCAAUCAAGAAAGCAAUGAUUCAAGUUGCUGGUGAUAGGGACAUGGCUGCUCAGGAGACUGCCCAUAUGUUACUCAGUUUGCCUUUGGUAGGCUGUACGUAUAGUUUUGUUACUGUUUCUUUAGAAAACAGUAGAAAAGUGAUCCUUGAUGCAGAAAAUCCACAAGAGGAAGUACUUCAGAAUUCUGUUCUUCAAGAUUAUGGAGAGCGGACAAAAGUGGAGAGUAGGUAUAGGGGGUUAUCUCAGUUGAAUUUGAUGCAGUAUGCAUCUCAGUUCACAAGAGUCAGAGGUGAGUUGACAAAACGAGUGAAUCCUUAUAUUGUCAGGACAUUUCCAAAGCUUACAGCCAAUCCUGGCAGCCCUACCUUUGGAAAAUACUGCAAGUAUCAACUCAUUAAGUUUAAACCAUGGGAAGAUAAGUCAUCAAAUGCAUGGGACAAUAUGGAGGAAACUGAUGAUAUGUUUAUUAACACAUAUGCUUCAUUUCUUCAGACAGAUUUUGCUAGAGACAAUGUAUUUGGGUAUUCUAUUGAAACAGAGAUGGUCCAUGCUGCACAGACAGAUGAAACAUAUGGAACUGAUGAAAGUAGUGAUGAAAGCGAUGACGAACAGGAUCAACCUAAUGAGGAAGAGCAAAUUGAGGAUUGGAUGUUGUUAUGUAGACUCAACCAACAUUAUGAGGAUGCAGGAGAUCAAAUGGCAAAUAACGAGGCAGUGGAUUGGUUCGAAGCAGCAAGAGGUGUGCCUGGGGAUUUGUUGAGAGAAUCUGCUGGGUGGAUUUCUAAACAGAGAAAGGAUGCAGAGGAGCAAGGUAUGCAGUAUCAAACAGGUGACCAACAAGUGGUGGUUGACCCAGGGACCUUGAAUGACAAACAGCGACUGGCAUUUGACAUUAUCACUGCAUCCAUGGCUAAUGAUGAAUGUGAACCACUACAUAUGAUUGUAAGUGGUACUGCUGGCACAGCUCAACUUCCGAUUCGGGAAUACAGAGAAUUACAGGGCGAUUCCUUACAGAGAUUGCAGCUCAGAUUGGAAGGUAAGAGGUUUCUUUAUUGA